AUGAAGGAAUUUGAAAAGCGUAUCGUGGUAACUGUUGACGCUUUGGCCAAAGAUUUUGAUAUUGAGCGAGUAAAUAUUGCCAUCAACUAUAAUAUGACAGAAAAGCAUCGAUUGUUAUCUUUUCAGAAUGACAAAGAUAAUGAGAUCCUCAAGGAUGUUCAAAGCAAAUUUGAAAUCGACAAACUGUUUCUGGGAGACAUCUCAAGACGUAUCUAUGAUAUCCUAAAUCAGCCUUGUAUGAAUAAAGUGAUAGAGAAGGCAACAAAGGGGCAGCUAUGA
Rhizopus microsporus ATCC 52813 is the source of this 279-nucleotide messenger RNA. RefSeq lists its product as uncharacterized. NCBI's taxonomy places the organism in Eukaryota, Fungi, Mucoromycota, Mucoromycetes, Mucorales, Rhizopodaceae. The record is from RefSeq and is a predicted model, not a curated record. The coding region runs from base 1 to 279 and encodes 92 amino acids. The transcript is spliced from 2 exons.